Messenger RNA from Lathyrus sativus (Indian pea), 399 nucleotides. The record is from the annotation of a GenBank genome assembly. Lineage: Eukaryota; Viridiplantae; Streptophyta; Magnoliopsida; Fabales; Fabaceae.
AUGGUUGGUAAAGGUUGGAAACCUAAUGUAUAUACUCAUACGUCAUUAAUUGACGGUCUUUGCAAGAAAGGAUGGACUGAGAAAGCGUUUAGACUGUUUCUUAAGCUUGUUCGCAGUGAAAAUCACAAGCCAAAUGUGCUUACAUAUACUGCUAUGAUAAGUGGGUAUUGUAGAGAUGACAAACUAAACCGGGCAGAGAUGCUACUGAGCCGAAUGAAAGAACAGGGAUUAGUCCCAAACACCAACACAUACACAGCUCUCAUUGACGACCAUUGCAAAGCUGGAAAUUUUGAAAGAGGAUAUGAUUCGAUGAAUCUAAUGAGUAGUGAAGGUUUUAGUCCUAAUGUGUGUACAUAUAAUGCCAUUGUUGAUGGUCUUUGUAAAAGGGGAAGGAUAUAA